GAAGCUGACUUGUGGAAUUUGAAUCCUGCGUGAAGGAGGAGAGAAGAAGAAGGAGGAGGAGGAAAAAGGAAGAAGAAGGAGGAGGAGUGGGAGUGAAGGAGUUUUCGCGCACUGUGACGGAACACAAAAAAAAGUCCUCAAGUGGAUUCAACUUUUUCACCGCCGGACUUUCCUCCCUCGCCUCGGACUUUGGACUUUGGGAUUCAAGCAGCUUUGCGGACUUUGGGACGAGAGAAGGAGCUGGACAAGAUGAGAUGAUGGCCCCCGCGGAUGUUUCCACCAUGUUCGGCUCCACUUCCACGGGAGGACCGCGCUGUUGGCUCCUCACGCUGGCCGCCUUCUUGACCGUCGUGGGCCCGGCGAAGGUGUGCGGCGUGGCAGAUUUGGCGUUCAUGGAGAAUCCGGCGGCGGUGGUCUCGUCUCUGGGUCGCCCGGUGAGGCUGCAGUGCAAGCUGAGGGCCGCGUGCGACGAUGAGGAGGAGCGUCCCGACGUGGAGUGGCUGAAGGAUGGCGUUCCGCUUCGCACCGCCGAGACCGACCGGCUGGAGUUGCCAAAUGGCCGCCAGCAGUGGGUGGUGGCGAGCAUGCUCAGGAUCGACAAGGUCCAGCUCGGGGACAUGGGCAGCUACCAGUGUGCUGCUCAGGCACAAGGCCAGCAGGUCUUGUCUAAGGAGGGAAGCAUCCUAUUGGAGGGUCUUCCUCACUUUUCCACCGAGCCUCAGCAUGUGUCCGUGGUGGCCAACGAGCAGCUGAGUCUGAGUUGCGUAGCCCACGGCCCGCCAGAACCCGUCAAAGUCAUCUGGCUGCAGGACGGCGCUCCUCUGAACACCCUGGAUGACCCGGUGGCCAUGUCGCCCUCCAUGCUCAACCUCACAGGUUUGAACCGGACCAGCACUUUCUCCUGCGAGGCCCAGAACAACAAGGGCGUGGCCGCCUCCGGAUCGGGCACCGUCACCGUGCUGCCGUCGCCGCCUCGCCACCUGAGGGCCGCCAACGUCACGCCGACCAGCCUCCUCCUGUCAUGGCGGCCCGGCUUCGGGGGCGACUACCCGGUGGUGCGCUGCUCCGUGCAGACCUCAUCCGGGGACGCAGACAACAACCAGAACGUCAACAUCCCGCCGGCUGAGCUCCUCUUGGAGGAUUUGGAGCCGCACAGCGACUACGCCUUCAGGGUGUCGUGCCACAGCAGCCAGGGGCCGUCUGACUGGUCGCCCUGGGUCCAGGUGCACACGGCAGAAGGAGUCCCGGACAACCCUCCAGACAACGUGACGGCGCUGCUGAACGGGACCACGCUCCAGCUGGUCUGGGAGAGACCGGCAGGAAAACUGAACGGGGACCUCCAGGGCUUCUUGGUGGUCUACAGCACGCCCAGCAUGCAGGAGGCGCUUGUGGUGGACGUGGGCCCUGACAUGCAGCUGUCAAUCAACCUGUCCGUGCCGCUCAGCAACAUCACCUACCAGCUGUGUGCCUACACGGGGGCGGGGGAGGGGCCCUGGAUGGCGCCGCAGACCCUGGCGCUCGUCUCUCCUGAGUUUCGAGGACUGUCCUCGCCACCAGCCUUCUCCUGGCACUGGUGGUACGUGGUGAUGGCCGCCACCGGCGCCGUGGCCCUGGCCGUGCUCAUGGGCGUCUACGUGGGCAAGCUGCGGAAGAAGCAGACGCGCUUCGGCGAUGCCUUCCAGCCCAUCAUGGAGAGCGGGGAGCUGGUGGUGCGAUACCGAGCACGCCGCUCCUACAGCCGCAGGUCCACUGAGGCCACGCUGAACAGUUUGGGCAUCAGUGAUGAUCUGAAGCAGAAGCUGCAGGAUGUGAUGGUGGAUCGACACAAGCUGACUCUGGGAAAGACGCUGGGAGAAGGAGAGUUUGGCUCAGUGAUGGAAGGCCAGCUGACUCAGGAAGAUUGUGUCCUGCGUGUGGCCGUCAAGACCAUGAAGAUCGCCAUCUGCACGCGCUCAGAAAUGGAGGACUUCCUGCGUGAGGCCGUCUGCAUGAAGGACUUUGACCACGCCAACGUCAUGAGGCUGCUGGGUGUGUGUCUGCAGACGGUGGAGAGCGAGGGCUACCCGUCCCCCGUGGUCAUCCUGCCCUACAUGAAGCAUGGCGACCUGCACAGCUACCUUCUCUACUCACGCCUGGGAGACUGUCCUGUGUACCUUCCUGCGCAGAUGCUGGUCAAGUUCAUGGCGGACAUCGCCCGCGGCAUGGAGUACCUGAGCAGCAAGAACUUCAUCCACAGAGACCUCGCCGCACGCAACUGCAUGCUGAACGAGAACAUGAACGUGUGCGUGGCAGACUUCGGUCUGUCCAAGAAGAUCUACAACGGUGACUACUAUCGUCAGGGUCGCAUCUCCAAGAUGCCCGUCAAGUGGAUCGCCAUCGAGAGUUUGGCCGACAGAGUCUACACCAGCAAGAGUGAUGUGUGGUCCUUUGGCGUCACCAUGUGGGAGAUCGCCACCAGGGGGCAGACUCCGUAUCCUGGUGUGGAGAACAGUGAGAUCUACGACUAUUUACGUCAGGGCAAUCGUCUCAAGCAGCCUCCAGACUGUCUGGACAGCAUCUACGCUCUGAUGUUCUCCUGCUGGCUGUUGAGUCCAAAAGAUCGUCCGUCCUUCGAGGUUCUGCGAGGUGAGCUGGAGAAGACUUUGGAGGAGCUGCCGGACCCCCAGGACCCUGAGGAGAUCCUCUACGUCAACAUGGACGACUCCUGCGCGGAGGCGGAGGCGGGGGCGGCGGGAGGCUCCUCCCCCUUGUGCCUGAAGGGUCUGGCGAGCACGGCGGUGGAGGUGCAUCGCCCCAACCGCUACGUCUUGUGUCCGCAGCACGCCUCCCUGGAGAGUCUGGACACGCCCACUUCCUCCCUGCCACUCAGACACACCGCAGAGCCGCUGGAGGACUCACACAAAAUUCCCUGGCAGUGAGCACGUUGUCAUGGCAACCACAGCUGAGGAACUUUUUCUCCAAGCAGCCAACGACCGCAGGUUCGAUUCCUCGCAGCAGAAGCACAGCGACUUUUUCAUACGCUCAUUUUUCUACUUUUGCACUUUUUAUACCAAACUUUGUUCCUACUUUUGUUCCACGUGGAGGAGAUGGAAGUGGGUGUGACAUCAUUGCUUGUUCCACGUGGAAGAGAUGGAAGUGGGUGUGACAUCAUUGCUUGUUCCACGUGGAAGAGAUGGAAGUGGGUGUGACGGUGCGACAUCAUUGCUUGCUAAAACUCUUUUUAAGCUUUUUAAAUACGUGACAAAAAUGCUUCCCUCCAAGAAAAAACUAAUGGCUUCAUGGCUCAUUGACCAUUCUGGCUCACUGCGACUAGAAAUCAUACUUCAUUUUUUUAAAUAAGGGACGUUACAUCUAUUUUAAGUCAAAUUACAUCUAUUUUAAGUGACGUUACAUCUAUUUCUAAGUGACAUAUCUAUUUCAAGUCAAAUUACAUCUAUUUUAUGUAGCAUUACAUAUUAAGUGACGUUACAUCUAUUUUAAGUGACAUUACAUCUGUUUUAAGUGACGUUACAUCUAUUUUAAGUCAAAUUACAUCUAUUUCUAAGUGACAUUACAUCUAUUUUAAGUGACGUUACAUCUAUUUUAAGUGAAAUUACAUUUAUUUUAAGUAGCAUUACAUAUUAAGUGACAUCACAUCUAUUUUAAGUGACAUUACAUCUAUUUUAAGUCAAAUUACAUCUAUUUCUAAGUGACAUUACCUCUUUUAAGUGACAUUACAUCUAUUUUAAGUCUAAUUACAUCUAUUUCUAGUCAAAUUACAUCUAGCUUAAGUAGCAUUUCAUAUUAAGAGACAUUACAUCUAUUUUAAGAGACAUUACAUCUAUUUUAAGAGACAUUACAUCUAUUUUAAGUGACAUCACAUCUAUUUUAAGUGACAUUACAUCUAUUUUAAGAGACAUCACAUCUAUUUUAAGUGACAUCACAUCUAUUUUAAGUGACAUUACAUCUAUUUUAAGUGACAUCACAUCUAUUUUAAGUGACAUUACAUCUAUUUUAGUGACAUUACAUCUAUUUUAAGUGACAUUACAUCUAUUUUAAGAGACAAUACACCUAUUUUAAGUGACAUCACAUCUAUUUUAAGUGACAUUACAUCUAUUUUAAGAGACAUCACAUCUAUUUUAAGUGACAUCACAUCUAUUUUAAGUGACAUUACAUCUAUUUUAAGUGACAUUACAUCUAUUUUAGUGACAUUACAUCUAUUUUAAGUGACAUUACAUCUAUUUUAGUGACAUCACAUCUAUUUUAGUGACAUUACAUCUAUUUUAAGAGACAUCACAUCUAUUUUAAGUGACAUCACAUCUAUUUUAAGUGACAUUACAUCUAUUUUAAGUGACAUCACAUCUAUUUUAAGUGACAUUACAUCUAUUUUAGUGACAUUACAUCUAUUUUAAGUGACAUGACAUCUAUUUUAAGUGACAUCACAUCUAUUUUAGUGACAUUACAUCUAUUUUAAGUGACAUGACAUCUAUUUUAAGUGACAUUACAUCUAUUUUAGUGACAUCACAUCUAUUUUAAGUGACAUUACAUCUAUUUUAGUGACACAUCUAUUUUAAGUGACAUUACAUCUAUUUUAAGUGACAUCACAUCUAUUUUAAGUGACCUUACAUCUUAUUAUAUUUGGUCAGUUUGUUAUUGGUUGAAGUGAAGCUCGGUCGUGUGCUUAAAAGCAGACAAAUAUUGUAACAUUACUUGUAGUGACGCAGCAACACCCGGACUGUACUCUGUCUUACAUUUUGGUACUUAAACAUGUUAGCAUGCUAGCAUUAACAUGCAAAUGGUUAACUUUUUUUUUGGUGCUAAUUUUAAAGGUUCAGAGUACUUGACGUAUGCUAAUGUUAACAUGCUAACUAUUUUUGAUCAUUUUACAGACAUACACCUCAGGGUCAUAUACUUUGUACUUGAUGCAUGCUAAUGUUAACAUGCUAACUAUUUUUGAUUGUUUUGCAAGAAUACACCUCAGAGUCAUAUACUUCACCAAUGCUAAUGUUAGCAUGCUAACUAUUUUUGAUAGUUUUGCAAGCAUACACCUCAGAGUCAUAUACUUUACCAAUGCUAAUGUUAGCAUGCUAACUAUUUUUGAUUGUUUUGCAAGCAUACACCUCAGAGUCAUAUACUUUACCAAUGCUAAUGUUAGCAUGCUAGCUUUUUUUUUUUUUUAAAGUCAUUUCACAGGUAUACAUUUCAGUCAUAUUUUUUGGUACUUGACACAUGUUAAUUAGCAUUAAAAAAAACUAGCAUACUAACAUUAGCAUGCUAGCUGUUUUGCUCACUCUACAGGCAUACAUGUCAAGAUACUUCACACAUUGUUGUUAGCACGCUAGCUUUUCUUUAAAGCUCAUUUUACAAUCAUACAUUUUUGUUCUUGACACAUGCUAACAUUAGCAUCCUAGCUUUUUUUGUUAAUUUUACAGGUCUAAAUUUCAGUCAUAUAUUUUUGUUCUUGACACAUGCUAACAUUAGCAUCCUAGCUUUUUUGGUUAAUUUUACAGGUCUACAUUUCAGUCAUAUUUUGGUACUUGACACAUACUAAUGUUAGCACGCUAGCUUUUUUUUGUGCUAAUUUUACAGGUCUAAAUUUCAGUCAUACAUUGUUGUUCUUGACACAUGCUAACAUUAGCAUUCUAGCUUUUUUUUUGUUAAUUUUACAGGUCUACAUUUCAGUCAUAUAUUUUGGUACUUGACACAUACUAAUGUUAGCACGCUAGCUUUUUUUGUGUGCUAAUUUUACAGGCAUACACUUCAGGCAUAUACUUUGGCUCUUGACACAAGCUAAUGUUAGCAUGCCAGCUUUUUAGCCCUUUUAGUAGCUUUCAGUCAUGUAUUUUGCUAUUUGACACACGUUUACUAUUAGUUUUUCACAAUGAAGCUCGUAGCUGCACAAAACUUUCGUGGUGUUUCACGGCGACUAACAACAGAAGGAUUUCAAGCUCUGACCUCUCCUUGGCACAUCGCGGCCAAGGUCUAGGAGGUGGACUCGUACCGUCACACCCCGAGUUGGAGAACUUCCUGCUCCUUGGAAAAGAAGACAGGAAGUUGUCACCAAGGCACUUAUUGACUGUAAAUAUCGUGAGAAGAAGUGAGCUUCAUGUUGAAUGUGGACUGAAGUGCCUUCGCCUUUAUUGUGUCACUUCUUAUAAACUGGUCCUUUUCUACAAACCUGUCUGGUUUCCAUGGCGACGCGUGUGUGUGUGUGAGUGACGUGCUUCAGAAUUGGAUGUAUG
Entelurus aequoreus (snake pipefish) is the source of this 6221-nucleotide messenger RNA. Its product is annotated as tyrosine-protein kinase receptor UFO. Lineage: Eukaryota; Metazoa; Chordata; Actinopteri; Syngnathiformes; Syngnathidae. The record is from RefSeq and is a predicted model, not a curated record. The transcript has 20 exons. Gene Ontology annotation, cellular component: signaling receptor complex. Gene Ontology annotation, molecular function: protein binding; transmembrane receptor protein tyrosine kinase activity; ATP binding. Bases 255 to 2918 code for a protein of 887 amino acids. Gene Ontology annotation, biological process: platelet activation; cell surface receptor protein tyrosine kinase signaling pathway; multicellular organism development.